UAUAUCUCACUUACCAGCUAGACAUCAACAUUAUCAUAAUGAAGAAAACAUGUCCUAAGCCUGUUUACAAAUUAUGGAGUAGCUACCAAUUAAUGCAUGAAAAAUAUGAGGUUGCAUUUGUAUUCGAGAUAGUUUGAUAGGGUAGGGUACAAUCUAAGACAACACCACAUUAUAUCUCAUCCUAUGUUCUCUAUUAUUUUACCCUUUCAAAAAAUUAUUUUGCUUGGAAUUGGGUUUCAGUUUCAAGAGAACCUCAAUAAUUAUAAAUACGCUUCCUCUUGCCUUCACAAACAACACAAUUCAUUGGCAUCCUCAAGUAUUUAGUUACAUUUGAGAUUUUUUCUUUAUUCUUCUUCUCUCAAACAAGAACUAAAAAUGGGUUUCCGUUUACAUGCUACUCUAAGGGCAUCAGUAACUGCUAGACAAGCAUCAUCAAAAUCUGUAGAAGUUCCAAAGGGCUAUGUUGCAGUGUAUGUUGGAGAUAAACAAAAGCGGUUUGUGAUCCCUAUCUCAUACUUAAACCAACCAUUGUUUCAAUAUUUGUUGAGUCAAGCUGAGGAAGAGUUUGGAUAUGAUCAUCCCACAGGUGGCCUCACCAUUCCUUGCACUGAAAAUGUCUUCCAACGCAUAACUUCUCGCUUGAAUGGGCUAUAAAUUUCACGUGGAAAGAGACUGACGUAGUUUAGUAGACUAGAGUAGAGACAUUUUUGUAUA
Medicago truncatula (barrel medic) is the source of this 714-nucleotide messenger RNA. RefSeq names its product auxin-induced protein X10A. The transcript has a single exon. Gene Ontology annotation, biological process: response to auxin. The record is from RefSeq and is a predicted model, not a curated record. Bases 376 to 654 code for a protein of 92 amino acids. NCBI's taxonomy places the organism in Eukaryota, Viridiplantae, Streptophyta, Magnoliopsida, Fabales, Fabaceae.